ACUCCUAGGUCACUGACAUGCCCUGAUGGUGGGCAGUGUGUGGGCAGCUCUGGGGCUUUCCCUCACCUGCAUCUCAGCUGUCAGCCUCGUCUCCCCUGCCUGGUUCCAGACCACCACCUUCUCCUUCGGUGUCCUCGCCUACUGCUCCUGGCCUCAGGGUGACAGCUGGAACCAGAGCUGUGGGAACUUCCAGUCCCUGGAUGAUAUUCCUGACUUCGCCUGGAAGGUUUCAGCUGCAAUGCUCCUUGGAGGCUGGCUCCUAUUGGCUUUCAGUGCAAUUCUCCUCCUGUCCUGGGCCCUUGCCCCCAAAGGACUGUGCCCAUGGAGGGGCAGUGGUCCAGUGCCAGCGGUACAGGCAGCAGCAGCCAUCGCCACCAUCAUGGGCCUGCUGGUUUUCCCCAUCAGCUUGGCCUCGCCGUUCGCCAAGGAAGCCUGCGUAGCCUCCUCCAUGUACCACGGUGGUCAGUGCCAGGUAGGCUGGGGCUAUGUGACCGCCAUCCUCAACGCAGUCCUGGCCAGCCUCCUGCCCGUGAUCAGGCGGCCCCACGUGACUGAGGUCCAGCGGAGGACCAUCUUCUUCUCCAGUGACACUGAGAGCAUCAUCCUUGUGCCAGAAAUGACCAAAUGAAAAUAUCUCAGGAGGAGAAAAAGAGCCCAGGCUAGAGUUGUAUGAAAUCACCACACACCCAGGUUCAAAUCCCACCUCUGCUGCUUGGUUGCCGUGUGGCCUCAGGCAAAUCGCCUCAUCUCUCUGGACCUCAGUGUAUAACUUCUGUAAAAUGGGGCAGGGGAGGGGGUUGAAAUAAUGCCUAUCUCGGAGGGCAGUUAUGAGAAUUAAGAUGCUGUGUAUAAAUAAAGCCCUUAGCAUAUGUUAGGCAAACUUUAGCUAUUAUUAUUGUAAUCCUGACCCCCGAGGAGGAUUGUGGUGAGCAUAAACCUAUUCAUGAAAAGUGCCUGGGGGCAAUUCUGGAUCCACGGUCAUCACUCAGAUACUAUACCUUUCAAUGGGUAUAUGCAUAUUCUCUCUCUCUUCCCUUCAGUUCUAUAACUCCUCCUCUUGGUGAAUCUGGAAAGUGUUCAUUUUCCCCUCAAUG
Bubalus bubalis (water buffalo) is the source of this 1094-nucleotide messenger RNA. RefSeq names its product transmembrane protein 211 (gene LHFPL7). Bases 26 to 628 code for a protein of 200 amino acids. The record is from RefSeq and is a predicted model, not a curated record. NCBI's taxonomy places the organism in Eukaryota, Metazoa, Chordata, Mammalia, Artiodactyla, Bovidae. Gene Ontology annotation, cellular component: membrane. The transcript has 3 exons.